AUGGCCCAAGCCACGAUUCAGCAGCAGAAUACACUGCACACUGCAGAUACAUUUCAAAGCCCUUUCUGUCUUCCUGAGGGCGGGUACAAUCUCAGUCUUAUAGCCUGCAUGGACAGCCCUUGGGCAGUCCUCGUUGGGACGCACAUCACUCGUCGUCAACACAGGACUUCUUAUUUCGAGGAACAACCUAACUCAACAAACCCGUGGAUCAAGUCCACUGUAAAGCAUAGCCGUUUUUUCACUACCACCACUAAGACUGCCCAGGAGAAAGGUUUAUCACGUCUGAAAUCAAAAACACUGCCGUAUGAGGAGACUCAUGAGCGCCCGUGCAUUCAGCGACUCGACGCAAAACUUAAGAAAGCAUCAUAUUCUUUUUCGAGUACCAAGCUGUCCAUUCCUAUUCCUCAACGCCAGGAGACUCUCCGUCCUCUCAAGUCAUCCGAACGGGGGUUUUCUGUCACAAGUCCUGUCCCUGUGCGGGCCUCGACUGAGAACGAGGAUCCUGGCGACGAUGGCAAUGAUGAAGUCAUGGAGAAAUCUUCUCUCGGUGCCUUCGAAGUUGACUAUCAGAGCACAGGCUUGGAAUCUGACAAUUUCGAUUCCGAUUGUCAGUCUAUCUUCGACGACCAGACUGCAAUCAAUGCAGUGGUUAAUGGCCAAAACCUUGGUCAAGACAUUACUGGUUCGUGCUCUGGCACUGAUGCGACUGACAUUUGA
Messenger RNA from Verticillium dahliae VdLs.17, 717 nucleotides. RefSeq lists its product as uncharacterized. Bases 1 to 717 code for a protein of 238 amino acids. The record is from RefSeq and is a predicted model, not a curated record. The transcript has a single exon. Lineage: Eukaryota; Fungi; Ascomycota; Sordariomycetes; Glomerellales; Plectosphaerellaceae.